Syzygium oleosum is the source of this 601-nucleotide messenger RNA. RefSeq names its product abscisic stress-ripening protein 2-like. The coding region runs from base 68 to 496 and encodes 142 amino acids. The transcript is spliced from 2 exons. Lineage: Eukaryota; Viridiplantae; Streptophyta; Magnoliopsida; Myrtales; Myrtaceae. The record is from RefSeq and is a predicted model, not a curated record.
UGGCCCUCUAUUGCAUAGAACAAAUUAGUCAUUUGGUGGUUUGAAUUGUCAUAUUUGCCAACCCACCAUGGCCGAGGGGAAGCAGCACCACCACCUCUUCCACCACAAGAAGGACGAUGGGGACGCCGCCUACUCCGAGACGGCCACCACCUACGCCAGUGGCGGCCCCCAGGGUGGCUACACCGAGACCACAGUGGUGACUGGGGUGGGUUCAGGCACGGGGGGUGUCGAUUACCGGAAGGAGGAGAAGCACCACAGGCACCUCGAGGAGCUCGGCGAACUCGGCGCUGCUGCCGCCGGCGCUUACGCCGUGCAUGAGAAGCACCGGUCGGAGAAAGACCCCGAGCACGCCCGCAAGCACAGGGUGGAGGAGGAAAUAGCGGCGGCAGUGGCGGUCGGAGGGGGCGGCUACGCUUUAUAUGAGCAUCACGAGAAGAAGGAGACGAAGAGGGAAGAUGAGGAGGCUCAUGGAAAGAAGCAUCACCAUCUCUUCUAAUUUACGUUACACCUGCAUAUUAAUCUCUCUUUCGAUGUUAUAUUCGAUCGUAUCGGCGUGAGGCCGUCCUAGUUAAAUAAUACUUCGUGUGCAUGCACUUUCUUA